Molecule: messenger RNA, 2209 nt
Organism: Gasterosteus aculeatus aculeatus (three-spined stickleback)
Lineage: Eukaryota; Metazoa; Chordata; Actinopteri; Perciformes; Gasterosteidae
Gene: adoa
Product: 2-aminoethanethiol (cysteamine) dioxygenase a
Cellular component (GO): mitochondrion
Molecular function (GO): oxidoreductase activity, acting on single donors with incorporation of molecular oxygen, incorporation of two atoms of oxygen
Source: RefSeq, a predicted model, not a curated record
CGCAUGCUCCGUGAGCGCUGACGAGGAGGCGAGACGGUGGGAAAUGACUGGAGGGGGUCUCUUAUGUCGGCGUGAAUUUAACGUUAGAUAUUUGCGUUUUGUUUUGUCAAAGUAGUUUUUUUUUGUCUUUUGUCAAUGCUGGCCGUCGGGCUGCGCAGGACGUGUGGUGAAACGGAAGGACUUGCGGUGCCGGAGAAACACCGCUUACCGUUAACCGUUAACCGUUAGUUCCUUCCCUCCGCCAGAAUGCCGCGGGACCACAAAACUCCUCUUAUUCAGAAAAUAGCCCAACAAGCUUACCUCACCUUUAAAGGCCUAACGUCGUCCGCCAACGGGGACAACGCGCUGGCGGAGGACCAGCAGGGUGAGCUGGUCUCCCUGGUGACGGCGGUCAGGGCCGUUGACCUGAAAAUCGCUCCCCGGAAAACCCAACCGAGCUCCGGGGCAGCGGGGCUCCAGAGCCCCCCGGUCACCUACAUGCACAUCUGCGAGACGGAGGCGUUCAGCAUGGGGGUGUUCCUGCUGAAGACCGGCGCCUCCAUACCGCUACACGACCACCCGGGCAUGAACGGCAUGCUGAAGGUUCUCUACGGGAAGUUGAGCCUCCGCUGUUUUGACAGGCUUGAGGAUAACCUCACAGCCGGCGACGUCCUACCUCACUUCGAGCCCCCGCUGGCUCCGUUCCAGACUCCCUCCCUGCGGCGCGCCAUGCUUCGCUCGGUCGCCGAGUACUCCGAGGACAGCGGGCCGUGUCUCCUCACCCCUCUCCGGGAAAACCUCCACCAGAUUGACACGGUGGAGGGGCCAGCCGCUUUCCUGGACAUCCUGGCACCACCGUACAAUCCAGACGAUGGGCGGGACUGUCACUACUACAAAGCGCUCCAGACUGUGGCAGAGGGGGGAUUGGAUGGAGAGAGCGAGGAGGUGAAGCAGGGAGAGGAGACGUGGCUCCUCGAGAUCCCGCAACCAGAAGACUUCUGGUGUGGCGGGGAACCCUACCCGGGCCCCGCGGUCUCCUUCUGAAUGCAACCUCUGACCUGAGGAACUAUUCUGCAGCACGUGAGGGUGAUGACACCGAUGAUACAUCCAUCUGCAGGAAAAGAGUUAGUUUGCCCCGCAGGAAAGUGGAACAUGUCAUUGUUACCUGGAACUCAAAGGGAUUGGGUGCCUUGCUCGUGAGUGCAGCAGCAGGGCCUUGGCUUGGAGAAACAAAGGAUUCAACUCUGAAACAGAACGCAGACUUCAGAGCGGCCUUCUGCACGUCAUCGAUAUUCCUGUGAGAGACGACACAAGGAAUGUGCACUCCUAAUCAUUUUUUAUUUCACCGUUCUGUUGCCUUGUACACACAUGAAGGUUAUGUGUGUAUGCAGGGAGGUCAUAAGCACCUCGUAUCUUCCGUUUACACGUUAUUCUUCCACUCUGCUGUGGAGGACCUCCACGUCGCAGCGUGUCUCCAGACCCACGCGUGCAGCUUCAGCCUGCCUUAUUUUGUAAUAUGUAACAUUUAGUUAUUAUCAGUUUUUCUAAUGCACACCCUUUAUUUCUUCUUCCUGUGCACGCGCUACACUAUAUUUUUGUUUUAUGUAUUUAAGUUAUUCCAAUUUCCUGCUACUCAGUAAAGGGAAAAUAAGCUGUUCAAUAUUCAGCUGCUAUUAUGAAUUAGUAAUUCAUUAAUAUUGCUGCAGUUGGCCGGAAACCAAAUGUCCAAAAGUUGGUUAUGGCGCUUUACAGGUUUAAACCAGCAAAUGUGGUGAUUUGUGUUUUUGUCUUGUUUAUUAAAGCACAGCUAGCGGUGCUGUCAGCAAACACUUUAUUCCAUAAUCCCUGUAGCAUCGCAGUUCCAUGUGGUAAACAGGCACCGCGUGUGGUUUCACCUGCCCUCCAGGAGGAAAUGGGAAGCGACGAGUCCUUUGUGAGGUCACUUUACAUUUAUAUGGACGGACAAGGUUUCUGCAGAACACUGACAAUAUUAUGUUAUGUCAUUUUACCUAAUGCAACUUAGUCCAGUGGUCCUAGUCCAGUGAUCAGUGAUCUCGGCAAUAAGGAGAAAACCAAAUAUCCCUGUUAUUUUUCUAAAUACUUCCAUAGAUUUCUAUAGACUCUAUGUCACUUUAGCUCACGUCUUUGUGUCAGUCUGCACAUGGCUCUAUUCUGUAACUCCCAUGUGGAAUAAAUGUGGAUCAAUAAAGUAGACGGGAAUAAUCAGUGA